This is a messenger RNA of Meriones unguiculatus (Mongolian gerbil), 7098 nucleotides long. It is a transcript of the gene Mn1, whose product is annotated as MN1 proto-oncogene, transcriptional regulator. Bases 945 to 4829 code for a protein of 1294 amino acids. Lineage: Eukaryota; Metazoa; Chordata; Mammalia; Rodentia; Muridae. The record is from RefSeq and is a predicted model, not a curated record. Gene Ontology annotation, biological process: regulation of DNA-templated transcription. The transcript has 2 exons.
CCGCCCCCGAGGCCGCUCGGGCGGCGCUGAUUGGUGCAGAGGUAAUGGCUGGAAUGGAUUGCUGAAACGCAAAACUUGUUGCUGCUUCUCCCGGCGCCGGCGAGAGGCAGACGCGGAGCGGGAUCCCGGACCUCGCAGCGCCCCGCCCGCUCCGCGCGCCCCGCUCUCCCCGGCGGCCCCUUCCUGGGUCCGAGAGGAGCCGCGGAGCGCGGAGGCGGGAACCGCAGCUUCGGAGCCGCCGGCCCCGCGCCUCUCCUCCCGCGCGCGGCCCGGCACGCCCGCGAACUCGCGCGGAGACCGGCGGACGAGCCCGAGCCGCGGAGCCGCGCCGUCUCCCGCAGCCUGCGCUCCCGCCCCGGCGCCCGCGUCUCCUGCUGCGGGGCCGGCACCGGCGAUGAGGAGCGGAGCAGCCCGUCUGCCGAGCCGCUGAAGCCUUCGCCGCCGAUCGCGCGCCGCCGACCGACCGGAGGUGCGGGAGCCGGUGCGGCCCAGGCGCGGGGACUUGGGGCGAGGGAAGGACCAGAGGGGCUCCCCUACGGCCCCAGCCGCCUCGCCGUGGACUCCAGAAGGUGAUCAUUCCGCUCUCCCGCCCCUCUCCCUCCCCCCCCCACCUAACUUUUUUGUCUCAGCUCGUCGUUGGCCGCCGGGUUUCCUCUCCGCGUGACCCACCCGCGGUCGUGCCAUCCACCCGGGGCAUGGGCCCCCCGACCAGGCUACAGGAGGCGCCGCGGCCUCACAAGACGUGAGAGGCCGGCUUGGGUCGGUCCCGAGGUUCCGGAGAGCUCCCAGCCAGCGCCCGCGCGCCCGGGUGGCGGUGAGCGCUGCGCCCUGCGCUGCAGAACGUCCCGGGGCGCCGGAGCCGCGGCUGAAGCGAGUGGCUGGCCCGGGGCGCGCGGCGGGGCAGGCUGUCAUGCCCUAUUGAUCCCCCCGGUCCCCCGCCAAGUAUGUUUGGGCUGGACCAGUUCGAGCCCCAGAUCAACAGCCGGCACGCUGCUCAGGGCGAGGGGAACUUUAACGAAGCCGGACUGAGCAUGAACGCCCACUUCAAGGCUCCCGCUUUCCACGCCGGGCCCCCUCCUGGCCCCGUGGACCCCGCCAUAAGCGCCCUGGGAGAACCCCCGAUCUUGGGUUUGAACAUGGAGCCCUACGGCUUCCACGCGCGCGGCCACUCGGAGCUGCACGCGGGGGGGCUGCAGGCGCAGCCCGUGCACGGCUUCUUCGGUGGUCAGCAGCCUCACCACGGCCACCCCGGAGGCCCCCACCCGCACCAGCAGCACCCCCACUUCGGGGGCAACUUCGGCGGCCCGGACCCGGGCGCCUCGUGUCUGCACGGGGGCCGGCUGCUGGGCUACGGGGGUGCGGCGGGCGGCCUGGGCAGCCAGCCGCCCUUCGCGGAGAGUUACGAGCACAUGGCGGAGAGCCAGGGGCCGGAGGGCUUCGGCCCGCAGCGCCCGGGAAACCUCCCGGACUUCCAUGGUUCGGGCACCUCGGGCCAUGCCGUGCCUGCCCCGUGCCUGCCGCUGGACCAGAGCCCGAACCGGGCGGCCUCUUUCCACGGCCUGUCCGCCUCUAGCGGCCCGGAUUCGCACAGCCUGGAACCCCGGAGGGUGACGAACCAAGGAGCCGUAGACUCGAUGGAAUACAAUUACCCGGGCGAGCCGCCCUCGGGACAUUUUGACAUGUUUUCUCCCUCUGACUCCGAGGGCCAGCUGCCUCAUUAUGCUGCGGGUCGCCAGGUGCCCGGGGGCGCUUUCCCCGGCGCCCCGGCCAUGCCCAGAGCCGCGGGCAUGGUGGGUCUGUCCAAAAUGCAUGGCCAGCCGCCGCCGCCGCAGCCGCAGCAGCAGCCGCAGCACGGAGUGUUCUUCGAGAGGUUUGGCGGGGCCCGGAAGAUGCCCGUGGGUCUGGAGCCCGCGGUGGGCUCCCGGCACCCGCUGAUGCAGCCUCCCCAGCAGGCCCCACCGCCCCCGCAGCAGCAGCCCCCGCAGCAGCCGCCGCCGCCGCCCGGGCUUCUGGUCCGACAGAAUUCUUGUCCUCCCGCGCUCCCGCGGCCCCAGCAGGGAGAGGCUGGCACCCCCAGUGGCGGCCUGCAGGACGGGGGGCCCAUGCUGCCCAGCCAGCACGCGCAGUUCGAGUACCCCAUCCACCGGCUGGAGAACCGGAGCAUGCACCCGUAUUCGGAGCCCGUUUUCAGCAUGCAGCACCCCCCUCCGCAGCAGGCGCCCAACCAGAGGCUGCAGCACUUCGAUGCUCCCCCCUACAUGAACGUGGCCAAGAGGCCGCGCUUUGACUUCCCGGGCGGCGGAGGCGUGGACCGCUGCGCCUCGUGGAAUGGCAGCAUGCACAACGGCGCCCUGGACAACCAGCUCUCUCCCUCUGCCUACCCAGGCCUCCCAGGCGAGUUCACACCGCCCGUGCCGGACAGCUUUCCCUCGGGACCGCCCUUGCAGCACCCGGGCCCAGACCACCAGUCCCUGCAGCAGCAGCAGCAGCAGCAACAGCAGCAGCAGCAGCAACAGCAGCAGCAGCAACAGCAGCAGCAGCAGCAGCGCCAGAAUGCAGCCCUCAUGAUCAAACAGAUGGCGUCCCGGAACCAGCAGCAGCGCUUGCGCCAGCCCAACCUGGCCCAGCUAGGCCAUCCUGGGGACGUGGGCCAGGGCGGCCUGGUCCACGGAGGUUCGGUGAGCGGCCUGGCCCAGACGAACUUUGAGCGCGAAGGCGGCAGCGCGGGCGCGGGGCGCCUGGGUGGCUUCGAGCAGCAGCCCCACCUGGCGCAGGAGAGCGCGUGGUUCCCCGGCCCACACCCGCCCGGAGACCUGCUGCCCCGGAGGAUGGGCGGCGCGGGGCUGCCGGCCGACUGCGGCCCGCACGACCCGGGCCUGGCGCCUCCCCCCGCCCCGGGGGGCUCGGGGGUGCUGUUCCGAGGCUCCCUGCAGGAGCCUCUGAGGAUGCCGGGGGAAGGCCAUGUGCCCGCGCUGGCCUCGCCCGGGCUGCAGUUUGGAAGCAGCCUGGCCGGUCUGGGCCAGUUGCAGUCGCCCGGGGCCGGCGUGGGACUGCCCAGCGCUUCCUCGGAGCGGCGGCCUCCGCCCCCGGACUUCCCCGCGUCGGCCCUCGGGGGCCAGUCGGGCUUUCCGUUCGGCUCGGGGAGCCGGCAGGCCACGCCGCAUAGCGCUCCGGGCGUGAACUCGCCCCCGGGCGCGGGCGCGGCCAGCGGCGGCUCCGGGGCCGGCGGCGCCGCUUACCCGCCGCAGGCGGAUUUCCAGCCCAGCCAGCGCAGCUCGGCCAGUAAGCUGGGCGCGCUGUCGCUGGGGUCCUUCAACAAGCCCAGCUCCAAGGACAACCUGUUCGGCCAGAGCUGCCUGGCUGCACUCUCCACCGCUUGCCAGAACAUGAUCGCCAGCCUGGGCGCCCCCAACCUCAACGUGACUUUCAACAAGAAGAACCCACCCGAGGGGAAGAGGAAACUGAGCCAGAACGAGCCCGACAGCGCGGCCGCAGCCGGGAACCCGGGCUCGGAUUACUUCCCGGGAGGGACUACUCCAGGGGCCCCUGGACCCGGAGGCCCUUCCGGGACAGGCGGCGGUGGCCCCAAAGCCGCGGGACCGCCCAACCCUCCCAUCCAGGGGGACGGGACCAGUCUCUCCCCCAAUUAUACCCUGGAGUCAACCUCGGGGAACGACGGCAAGCCCGUCCCCGGGGGCGGUGGCCGGGGAAGGGGACGCAGAAAAAGGGACAGUGGUCACGUGAGCCCCGGGACCUUCUUUGACAAGUACUCCGCGGCUCCUGACAGCGGGGGAGCACCAGGGGUGAGCCCGGGACAGCAGCAGGCUCCCAGCUCGGCCACUGGGGGAAGCUCCGUGAACGAGGCCCGCGGGCCCACGCCCCAUGAGAAGGCCCUCACGUCACCGUCGUGGGGCAAGGGAGCCGAGCUGCUCCUCGGGGACCAGCCGGACCUCAUGGCGUCCCUGGACAGCACAGCCAAAUCGGGCGGCAGUUCCCCGCACGUGGGGGAGUUCGCCUCUGACGAGGUGAGCACGAGUUAUGCGAAUGAGGACGAAGUGUCCUCCAGUUCUGACAACACCACGGGCCUGGCCAAAGCCAGCCGAAGUCCCCUGGUGACCAGCUCACCCAAACUCCCUCCUCGAGGGGUGGGUGCUGGGGACCACGCACCGAAGGCUCCCGCGCUCGGCCUGGGCAUCCUGUCUACCUCUACCUCGACCCCUGACAGCUAUGGUGGUGGGGGCACCGGCCAUCCCGGCACACCGGGUCUGGAGCAGGUCCGGACCCCAACAAGCAGCAGCGGUGCGCCGCCUCCCGAGGAGAUUCAUCCCCUGGAGAUCCUCCAGGCCCAGAUUCAGCUGCAGAGACAGCAGUUCAGCAUCUCGGAGGACCAGCCCCUGGGGCUCAAAGGUGGCAAAAAAGCCGAGUGUGCUGUAGGGGCCUCCGGAGCGCAGAACGGUGACAGCGAGCUGGGAAGCUGCUGCUCCGAGGCCGUCAAGAGCGCCAUGAGCACCAUCGACCUGGACUCGCUGAUGGCAGAGCACAGCACCACCUGGUACAUGCCGCCUGACAAGGCCCUGGUGGAUGGUGGAGAUGACGACAAGACGCUGGCGCCCUGGGAGAAGGCCAAGUCCCAGAACCCCAACAACAAAGAAGCCCAUGACCUCCCCACCAACAAGGCCUCAGCCACCCAGCCCGGCAGUCACCUGCAGUGCCUGACUGUCCACUGCACAGAUGGUGACCCCAAGGCCCGCGCCUCCGUACCCACCUGGCGGUCACUGCACUCCGACAUCUCCAACCGAUUUGGGACAUUUGUGGCUGCCCUGACUUGAGCCCAUGGGAGUCCCCGCCCUACCCACCCAUGAGGGCCUCUGUGGCUGAGCAGACUCUUACGUUUUUGUCUAGGUUGGUACCUGCUUAGUGGCACUCGGAAUGGAAAGGGUUCAUUUAAAGGGGCUGGGGAAGGUGAUAAAAAGAACCUCAAAAAUUAUUUUAAAGAAACUGUGUGAUACACCGUGACACCGGUAUCAGUCCUCAGCCAACAGCAAACGCUGGCUCAAGCCUUUUUUCCUGCUAGAGAACCCCUAUUUUCUGUACUCGGCGUGUUCUAGAAGGCCCUUGCCUCGUUUAAGCCCAGCCAGGGUGCACCUGUUACCCCUUUUCUUUUUUACUCUCUUCGAUUCUUUUCACUCCCCGCUUCCCUUCCUCUACCCCAUUUGCUUUGUUCAUCACUUAUGAAGAUGAAGAUCUUGGAGAAUAGUGUUCUGGAAUAUUCCUGGGUGGAAGCCGCGGGGUUGUUGCGGUGUUAGCUCCUCCGUCACCAGUCAGGACAACAGAGGAACUGUGUUUCCUCUGUUCCCUGAGAACUUGGAGAGGCAUUUUCCUCACUGGCCCUGAGCCUUCAACUAGCUUCCAUCCCUCCCACUGGGAGCUGUCCCUCCAGACCCUUCUGGGUUGUGAGCUGGAUGCUGUGAGGCCAUGUUCAGCCACUUGAAGGAAGGAGCCUGCCAGGGUCAUGAGCUCUCCUCUCCAUUGUAACCCCUGUCUUCUCUGUGCUGAGCAGGGUGACCUUAUGACCCUCAGAGGGGACAGGGAGGCGUGGUCAGUUGUGCCAGUGACUUCCUGGCCCUGCUCUCCCAGAAUGGCAGCUGGGAUGCCUCAGCUCUCCUACUUCCUCCUAGCCUACUCUAAGUGACUCUAUCUCUGGGAGGAGGGAUUGGGGCAGCCAGACUCUGGCUGAGACCCUGUCUUUGAUCCUGUAGCUCCCUCAGGAGUCCAGGAGGGAAGAAUGAAACGAAUGGCUUCAUGGUAUCCAUUCUGGGGCCUCAUGUUCCCUUUGUGGGGUAUCUCCUGCCCUUCUGAUUUGGUUUCAUGCUCAUUCAAAAGCAGAGCCCUGCCCAAUGGGUCCCCUGGGAGAGGCGUUUCCCCCUAAGCAGAGAGGAGCAGAGAUUGAAGCGCUGAUAAGGACAACACCUUAGGGUGUGGUCUAUACCCUGCUAAGCUGUGACCCACUGCUGUGGGGCCAUCCAUCCGUCCCUCCCUGGGAGCGUCAGGCCAGAGCCAACCCUCCUGUUUCAGCUCAGUUUUUUGUUGUCAGUGUGUCUUCCCAAUUGCUCCAUUCUGAGGCCCCCAGCCCCAACUUGACAGACCCCCUUCCUUUUCUUAGCAAGAGGCCUGGAAGGCUUAGGGCUCUCCACACACCUCUAUUGUUUGUGUCAAGGGACUUUCAGGUGUGGGAGCCACUUGCCAAAAGCCGACUCUCUCCCUCCUGUCCUCCUCCUCCUCUUGGCUGAGGUCUGAGCCCCCCAGGCCUGUACUUGUUGUCUGGGCAGUGAGAUGGCCUCAAAGGGCAGAAACAGGUGGCAUGGGCUGGUGAGCAGGAAGGGCCCUAAACAGUGAGGGGGAUGGCUUCCCCUUCCACAGGAGCAUCCGCCAGGCUUUGGUCCAGACUCCACAUUUACCCUCAGAGUUUGCACCGCCUAGCUGUCUGAGAGUGCCAGCCUUUCCCUCCCCAAACACGAAUGACUUCUCCUUACUGCUUAAGGCUGGAAAACGAGCGUCCUAAUGUCCACCAACGAACUUCCCAGCACCAAGCCCACACACAGCCACCAGCGAGUGGCUCAGGUCACCCGGAAGUGUCCAGUGUCACCUUGUUCUCACUCCCCACGACCCCAGGGUGGAGCAGCUUUUAAAACAGCCUUAAGCAAAAGGACAUCAUGUUGUUAAGUUUGGUUUUAGUGGAAAGAAUAAAAAAUGGAAGAAAACCGCGCCCGAAGCGCAGGAGCCUGGGAACACUGUAAUCAGUAUACAGCCAACUCCAGUAGAGAGAAGGAAAUCGCUAUUGCACAUGUAAAAUAUGAACCCUUAACCCUGCAGUGCUGUGCGCGAGCCUGUAAGCUUUUUUUGACUCUUAAAGAAAACCAUUUCUGAAAUGCUUGGUUGGAAGACAGUGACAAUAGCUCAUGAAACUGAGUGGUAUUUUUCUUUCUUUUUUUAAAAAAAAAUAUGUAAAGUUGAGUCUUCCGUAUUCACGCAUACUGUAUAUACGUGUAUAUGUUUUGCUGAGCAGCUUAAAUAACAAUAAAUACGACGUUAAUGGUG